This is a messenger RNA of Exophiala mesophila, 763 nucleotides long. RefSeq lists its product as uncharacterized. Bases 97 to 609 code for a protein of 170 amino acids. NCBI's taxonomy places the organism in Eukaryota, Fungi, Ascomycota, Eurotiomycetes, Chaetothyriales, Herpotrichiellaceae. The record is from RefSeq and is a predicted model, not a curated record. Gene Ontology annotation, molecular function: acyltransferase activity, transferring groups other than amino-acyl groups. The transcript has a single exon.
GUUCAUCAUGUUUGAUUUAGAUAAAUCUACACCAAUCUUCUGGAUAUCUGGAUAUAACCACGUUCAUAGGCCAAUCGCGGCCCUCCCUAUCCCACCAUGUCGAGCUCAUACUCACCUCUAAACACCCACCAAAGCUGGACCCGCGAUGGUUAUCUAAUAUCAACCGACCCAAGUCUCAUCCCCAUCCCAGACCUGAUCAAAGCCUUUGCAUCACAACAAGUAUACUGGGCCCAACCACUACCUGAACCCGCAACGCGCGACAUGCUAGACCACUCACUAUCCUUUGGCCUCUAUACCACAGCCCCAGAAUCACCCGAAACCCCGUCAUCUCUGAUUGGAUUUGCCCGCUGCAUCACCGACCAAGUCACGUUUCUCUACCUGACCGAUGUCUAUGUGCUGCCAGAACAUCAAUCCCACGGUCUGGGUAAAUGGCUUGUCGGAUGUGUCCAGCAGGUGGUCGAGCAGAUUCCGUACCUAAGAAGGUCGAUGCUCAUCAUUGGGCAUAGCAAGGAGGAGAGGAAACGCUUCUAUGCGAAACUCAUGCAUAUGACGGAAGUGGUAGAGCCAGCCAUGGUUUUGAAUUGGAAGGGGCCUGGGAAUGUUUUCUAAUCGCCCAAGUCGGGUUGAUUCCGGCUAGAGAAGAAUGCUGUCUUUCGUUAGAAGAACUAAGAGAUACAGUCCCUACCUAGAACGACCAUCCACCGGACCGCCAUCACAGUCCCGAAUAGACAGAAAUCAAUCUUUGACUAUUGCUUCGUUCGUA